AUGUGCUCCACGUCUAUGCUUUGCGUCCCUAUGUCGCCCUCGUUUCCCCCUUACCUCUCUAUCCCUUUACUCACUCGUGUUCAAUUCCCCCUUCGUCUCCAGCUUCUACUCGAUGGCUUGUCGUUGAAUUUGGCGAAAAGGAAAAAGUUGAGGUCAUCGCGCCAACGUCUCCAGCUAGUCGGAUUAGCUACGCACUAUUUUAGUGCACCUCGACAUACGUCCUGUUCUUCGAGUCUAAAUCUCUUCAAAGACCCUGCCGAAUUGGAGCUAGCCAACAUAAUACGGCCGUUGGUACAGUGUCGACUGCCCGCUCAGCCUGUUGAUGGCAAGCCUACUGUAGAGCUGCACGGCUAUUCGAGCAGUCUUCACUCCGUCUCCGAUGCCAACGGCCCCAGUAACCCCGACCCCGUGGAUACCAUGUAUCUGGAGCACUGGCUCUGUCAUCUAUGUCCGAGUCCUGAGAAGAAGCUGCUUCACCGCAAGACCCUCUGGCCCACAGUCAAGGUGAUGUAUUGGUUCAAUUGCUGGGGUUCCCAGCUUGCUAGGACCUUACCACUGUACCAUACGGGACUCCAACACACCACAGUGUCUUCAUGCGGCCUUGCGCGCGGCCUAUCAUUACCGACAGUUUGA
This is a messenger RNA of Colletotrichum lupini, 633 nucleotides long. RefSeq lists its product as uncharacterized. The record is from RefSeq and is a predicted model, not a curated record. The transcript has 4 exons. NCBI's taxonomy places the organism in Eukaryota, Fungi, Ascomycota, Sordariomycetes, Glomerellales, Glomerellaceae. The coding region runs from base 1 to 633 and encodes 210 amino acids.